Penicillium lagena is the source of this 1524-nucleotide messenger RNA. RefSeq lists its product as uncharacterized. Lineage: Eukaryota; Fungi; Ascomycota; Eurotiomycetes; Eurotiales; Aspergillaceae. Gene Ontology annotation, biological process: transmembrane transport; dipeptide transport; tripeptide transport. The transcript has 3 exons. The record is from RefSeq and is a predicted model, not a curated record. Gene Ontology annotation, cellular component: plasma membrane. Gene Ontology annotation, molecular function: allantoate transmembrane transporter activity; dipeptide transmembrane transporter activity. Bases 1 to 1524 code for a protein of 507 amino acids.
AUGGCUCAGACAAGCACCACUCCGGACAGAACUGCUGUGGAGCAGGCGACGGACAAUGCCUUGGCGAAAAGAGUAUUGCGAAAGAUUGACAGGCGAUUAGUGCCCCUGCUGUUCAUUACAUACAUGCUCAAUUUCAUGGAUAAAACGAUACUAUCAAGUGCGUCCGUGUUUGGACUUUCUGAUGGCACCGGGUUAAUUGGCCAACAGUAUAGCUGGGUAUCCUCAAUCUUCUACUUUGGCUACCUGGGGUGGGCCUAUCCGACCACCAUGCUUAUUGCGCGUCUGCCCGUCGCUAAGUACUUGGCGGCCAACACGCUAUUAUGGGGUGCUGUGGUUGCCCUCACUGCAGCCUGCACCAACUUUGGGGGUCUUAUGACCGUUCGCUUCUUGCUCGGAGUCGCUGAAGCAACUAUUACACCAGCAUUUAUGUUUAUUACGUCGACCUGGUACACGCGCGAUGAGAUUCCCACCAGGACAGGUCUGUGGUUUGCCGGCAAUAGCGUUGGUGGCAUCGCUGCCAGCCUCCUCGCCUAUGGCCUAGGGCACGUCAGUGACCAUGUUGGGCCGUGGAGGUGGAUGUUCAUCGUCCUCGGCCUCUUAACUUUUCUCUGGGGUUUUGCUAUCUGGAUAUUGCUACCAGAUUCGAUUUCAAAGUCAAAAUUUCUGUCGGAAGAGGAACGUCAAUUUGCAGCUAACAGGAUUGUUGUUGCGGGCACGGGUGCAACGGAGAAGACUGUUUGGCAGUGGAAUCAGGUCGUCGAGUGCCUUAUGGAUCCGAAGACCUGGCUUAUCUUUGGACUAGAGCUUUUGACUCAAAUCCCAAAUGGAGGUACUCAGAACUUUGCAAAUAUCGUUAUUGUCUCGUUCGGGUUCACGAGUUUGCAGUCGACGCUGAUCACUAUCCCUUACUCGCUCAUUACCGUUGCCGCUAUCACUGGCACAGGCUGGCUUGCUGGUCGUUUCCGCCAAGUCAACUGCCUACUAAUCGUUGCCGUUGUGAUCCCUUGCGUCAUCGGCAGUGCAAUAAUCUAUUCCCGUGCUCACAUCGUCCUGGGUAUCCAAUUAUUUGGAUAUUUCUUGCUGUCCACUGGGCCGGCGGCGAUGCCGCUCGCUCUGUCGCUUGUGCAGGCCAACUACCGCGGGGUAACGAAGAAAAUGACAGUGACGGCAAUGCUCUUCCUAGCAUACUGCGCUGGAAAUAUUUCUGGGCCACAGUUCUUCCUUAGUAGUGAGGCACCAACUUAUAACACCGCUUUCCGCGCUAUCAUGAUCUGCUACGCCUUAGCUGUUAUGCUAGCGUUAGUUCUACGCUCUUACCUGCAAUGGACGAAUGCUAGCCGUGUGCGCCAAGAGGGGUUUGAGGGCAGCGCUGGAAAUGCAGGCGCUAUUGGUGGCGGUAAGGUGCUAAAUGUCGAGCCCAAUUCGAAAAAUGUGGUGGAUGUGAUGAACCAGGUUCAGCUGGUAUCGGAUGACUAUGAAGAUAUCACAGACUGGAAAACACCAGGCUUCAGAUACCGUUACUGA